UACACAGAGACUUCUUCUAUAUAUUUCAUUUAUGCUUUUUAUUUUUUUUGGUCUUUAUCUUUUUCCUUGCUUUUACUUUCAACAACUAUUCCUCUUGAUCUUCUUCUUCACCAAAAACGCAGUUUCCUUGCAAAAAAUUUGUAGCUCUGAUGGAAACAAUUACAGGGCUUCCAUUUAUGUUUCUGAUUCUCUGCCUUGUGACAAGAGAACUUCUUCCCAACACCGACGCUCAAUUAACGAACUGCAUGGAUUCAGACCGAGAAGCUCUUGUUGACUUCAAGAGUGGUCUUCAUGAUCCUGAGAACCGGCUUUCUUCAUGGAAGGGAAGCAACUGUUGUCAAUGGUGGGGAAUAAGCUGUGAGAACACUUCUGGAGCAGUUAUUGCAGUUGAUCUCCAUAACCCACAUCCAUAUAAUUAUGGUGAAUCUACAGGUACGAAUGGAUUAUGGAACCUUAGUGGGGAAAUUAGACCUUCACUGACGAAACUCAAGUCCCUGAGGCAUUUGGACUUGAGUUUCAACACAUUUGAUGGCAACACAAUUCCUGAAUUUUUUGGAUCUUUGAAAAGUUUGCAGUAUCUAAACCUUUCUAAUGGUGGGUUUAGUGGUGCAAUUCCUCCAAAUUUAGGAAACCUCUCUAGCUUGCAGUAUCUUGAUGUCCAUUUGUGGGGUUUACUUGUCAAUAAUCUUGAAUGGGCAGCGGGUCUUGUUUCUCUAAAGCAUCUUGUGAUGAAUGAAGUUGAUCUUUCAAUGGUAGGACCAGAUUUGUUUAGGCAACUAAAUAAGCUCCCAUCCUUAACCGAGUUGCAGUUAAGGAAUUGUAGAUUAUCUGGAUCCAUUCCACCUCCUACCUUUCUAAAUUUCACUUCACUUGCUGUCCUAGAUCUUAUUCAUAACCAAUUCCAUUCAGAAAUACCUGGUUGGCUUGUCAAUAUUAGCAGCCUUGUUAAUUUAGAUAUAUCUGAAAGUGAAUUGUUUGGAAGAAUUCCACUUGGUUUUAGUGACCUUCCAAAUUUGCAGUUUUUAUAUCUAGGUGACAAUAGUCUUACAGCAAGUUGCCAUCAGUUGUUGGGGGGACGAUGGAGGAAGAUACAUGUCCUUGACUUAUCAAGGAACCGUCUAGAUGGAAAACUUCCUGCUUCCAUUGGAAACCUGACAUUUCUCAGUCACUUACAUCUUGCUUCUAAUAAUGUUGAGGGUGGGAUUCCAAGCUCAAUUGGAAAUCUGUGCAACCUGAUGUUAAUGGACAUGUCAAGCAACACCAUGAAUGGAACUUUACCCGAAUUCCUUGACGAAGCGGAAAAUUGCCUGUCUAUGAGGCCACUGCCUAGUCUGCUGUCCUUAGAGUUGUCAGGUAAUCACUUGGUUGGUAAUUUACCAGAAUGGUUGGGUCACCUUGAGAAUCUUGUUAAGCUUGUUUUAUCUUAUAACUCUCUCAAUGGUCAUAUCCCAGAUUCUUUUGGAUCACUCCAAAAUCUUUCUAGGAGGCCACUGCCUAGUCUGCAGUCCUUGGACUUGUCAGGCAACCAGUUGAUCGGUAAUUUACCAGAAUGGUUGGGCGGCCUUAAGAAUCUUGUUGUGCUUAGUUUGUCCUCUAACUCUCUAUAUGGUCCCAUCCCAACUUCUUUUGGAAUAUUAAAGCAAAAUCUUACCCUUCUGAAACUAAAUGAGAAUGAACUAAAUGGGACCCUCCCAGAAAGUUUGGGACAACUUUCCGAGUUGUCUACACUUGAUGUUUCUUCCAAUAAAUUGACAGGUGUUGUUACUGAAGCACAUUUUUUAAAGCUAAAAAAGCUAAGUUAUUUAGAUCUGUCUUCAAACUCUUUCAAAUUGAAUGUCAGUUCUAAUUGGGUUCCCCCAUUCCAAGUCUCUUCUCUUUCAAUGAGAUCCUGCCACUUGGGUCCUUCAUUUCCGGUUUGGCUUAAGUCACAAAAGCAAGUAAACUUUUUGGAUUUCUCAAAUGCUAGCCUUUCUGGCUCCAUACCUUACUGGUUUUGGGAAUUUUCUUAUUCAUUAUCACGGUUGAAUCUUUCUUUUAAUCAACUAGCAGGUCAACUACCAAGUCGACUAGAGUUUGGUGCACUUGGCUUUCCAAGUCAAGUCAUUCAUUUAACAGGUGCAGUAGUUGAUUUCAGCUCAAAUAACUUCAGUGGGUCUAUUCCUAAACCAAGUGGCAUUAACAUACUCGAUCUAUCCAAAAAUAAACUUUCUGGUAAUAUUCCAAAUAACAUAAGUCAGUCCUUGGUUUUCCUUUCUAUUGGUUAUAACCAGAUAAAUGGAGAAAUCCCUGCUUCAAUAUGUAACAUUGGUCCUUAUCUUAAAGCCAUUGAUCUUUCCAAUAACAAAUUAAUAGGAAGUAUUCCAUCAAGUAUUGGAAAUUGUUCUGAUCUCUCUGUACUAGACAUUAGUAAUAACCAUUUGUCUGGAACCAUUCCUACAUUCUUGGGUCAAUUAGGUGGGCUUCAAACAUUGCACCUGAAUGACAACAAGCUCUACGGACAGCUCCCAUCAUCUUUCCAAAACUUAUCAAGUUUGGAAACACUAAAUCUUGGAAACAACAGGUUAAGUGGUGUAAUCCCACCAUGGAUUGGGAAAGGAUUUGAAAGUCUAAGAAUUCUUAGCUUGAGGUCUAAUUCAUUUUCAGGAGAACUUCCAACUCUGCUAUCAAACUUAAGCGCACUACAAAUCCUGGACCUAGCAGAAAAUCAGUUGGCAGGCAGUAUUCCGCCUAGCUUUGGACAUUUCAAAGGUAUGUCACAAGCCGAAAGCAUUAACCAUUAUCUAUUGUACAGGCCUUCUCGUAGUUCCAUUCACAUACUCGGAUGGGAAAACUACGAGAUUGUUGGCAGCUACUAUGAAAGCUAUGUUGUAAAUAUGAAAGGCCAGCCUCUAAGAUAUACGAAGACCCUUUCUCUUGUAACCGUCCUAGACCUCUCAGGAAAUAAUUUGAGCGGAGAUCUUCUCAUAGAGAUAACAAAUUUGUUGGGUUUGCGCGUUAUCGACUUGUCAAGAAACCAAAUCACAGGUCACAUUCCCGAAAGCAUUUCGAAGUUGAAGCUAUUGGUUUCCCUUGAUCUCUCUCGUAAUAGUUUCUCCGGUGCUAUUCCUCAAAGCUUGGGUACACUCUCAUUUCUGGGUUAUCUGAAUCUGUCAAACAAUGAUUUGUCUGGUCCUAUUCCUUAUAAAGAUCAUAUGAGCACUUUCGAUGAAUUCUCUUUUGCUGGAAACCUCGGCCUUUGUGGUGGUCCACUUGCUGUGAAAUGUCCAAGUGAUGAUGAUGAUGAUGAGAAAUCAGAUAAGGGACGGACAACUUCCAAGGAUGCUGGCAAUGGUGACAGCUUUAUUGAUAAGUGGUUUUACUUGAGCAUUGGAUUGGGAUUUGCAGCCGGAAUUCUUGUUCCGUAUUUGAUAAUGGCGAUGAGAAAAUCUUGGAGCAUAACCUACUUUGAUGUUGUCGAUAAAGUUGUAGAUAGAAUGCUAUAUCUGUGGUUGAAAUAUAGAACCACAAAGCAGAGGACUAGAGGGCAUCAGCGAAGAAGAUAAAGAUUGGGGAAGGUGAUUAGCUUCACCAAAAAACAAAAACAGAACAUGCGUCUGUUUUGCCUUGUAACUGCAAAAUAGCUUUCUAGUUCUAAAACAACAUUAAUUAGAUAUGUAUGUAAACAAAAAUGUAAUUAGAAACUAUACUAAGCAAAACCUUUUGUCAACUCAAGUAAUAAGCAAAGCCUUUUGUCAUUUCUGGUUUUCCAUUAUUUCCUUGCAUAGAAGCUUACCGCUUCACAAGUUAUCAUUUGGAUUAGAUGCCAUGUCACUGCUUCACAAGUUGUCAUUUGGAUUAGAUGCCAUGUUAUUCGUACCUUCGACAAGAAACUAUACAAGAAAAAAAGCAAUUACUUUUGCCUGCGUUUUAUAUCUAUAGCUCUUGGAAAAAAAAAAUAUAUAUAUAUAUAUAUAUUUUCUCCAAAGAUUUUAGUGGGAAUUAAUCAGACAUUGAUGCUUUCUUAUCAAGACUUGAGAGUUAAUCUCCAUAAUACAAAAGUUGAAUUGCCUUUAUAAUAUUUUUGACAACUUUAUUUGAUAUAAAAGGAGAGAACUUCUGCUAAAAUCCGACUUCUAAACAGGGCCUUAAUUUAAUGCUUGCAGAUUGAUGAAAAAUGUUAAAACCAAUAGCCUUUAAUGCUCUCUAUUUUGUCAAGUCUCAUUCGACCUAACAAACUUUGCUAUUUAUAAAUGUUUCAAGAAAUACUUGUCAAUAAAUGGCUUGUUAAAUAUAAUCUUUGCUCCUUAGAAUCACGAACAGCUACUUAUUAAUAUUGCCUACAGUCUACAGAGUGAGUACUAUACAUGCAUAAAAAUGAUUUGAUAAAAAAAAUUUGAUUUUCUUGAUCCAUCUUCAGUUAGUCUUCUCAUUUUUUAGAUUUCCACUUAAUUUAAGCAUUUCUCAGCAUAAUGUGAUCAUUCGCGUAACAAUACUGAAUCAGACAUUGACAUGCUUUGUAUUGCUUAUUAAACCGCAGUUCUAAAGACUAUCUUUUUUUUCUUUUUUUUUUUUGAAACCUUAAUAAUGCAUUCUUAGUUGGAUUGGAUAUCUAAUUUUUCGGACAUUUACAUGCUUCUUUUAGUCAAUUAUUUAAACAAUCUGUUUAGCUUUGCUCUUAGAACUUGAAUUAUGCUUGCGCAAAUGAUACUUAUAUUAUUUCCCCUACACAAAUAGUCUUUAAACUGAC
Ziziphus jujuba (common jujube) is the source of this 4726-nucleotide messenger RNA. Its product is annotated as receptor-like protein EIX2. The transcript is spliced from 2 exons. Gene Ontology annotation, cellular component: plasma membrane. The coding region runs from base 150 to 3542 and encodes 1130 amino acids. Lineage: Eukaryota; Viridiplantae; Streptophyta; Magnoliopsida; Rosales; Rhamnaceae. Gene Ontology annotation, molecular function: protein binding. The record is from RefSeq and is a predicted model, not a curated record.